CACCUACUCUUAGAUGUGACUCACUCCACUUGUUUCUGAGCAGGAGACUCUGAAAGGGUGCCCCAAAGGACAACCUCCAGGCAGCUAGGGGAGCACCUACCGUCUCAGGCAGAGGAGAAAAAUGUGCCUUUUUCAUGGUUUACCAGAAAACCCACAUCCCCGCCAGCCUUAGUUUCAAAGCUUAUUCUUAAUUAGAGUAGAGAAGCCUGUUUCAACUUGAAGACACCCGUAUCAGGUGAAUGGACAGCCAGCUACCGCAAUGAAAGAAAUUAAACCAGGAAUAACCUAUGCUGAACCCUUGCUUCAACCGUCCCCGAGUGUUUCCUGACACGUAUUUUUGCUUAUACUUCAUCACAACUAAAGAAUGGGGCUCAACUUGACGCUUGCAAAAUUACCAGAUAAUGAGCUGCACAGCCAAGGGAGUCACCCUCCAAGUAACACGAGCGACGGCCCCGGGAGGAACACCACCAUCCACAAUGAAUUCGACACCAUCGUCUUGCCUGUGCUUUACCUCGUUAUAUUUGUGGCAAGCAUUUUGCUGAAUGGUCUAGCGGUGUGGAUCUUCUUCCACAUCAGGAAUAAAACGAGCUUCAUAUUCUAUCUCAAAAACAUAGUGGUUGCUGACCUCGUAAUGACGCUGACCUUUCCAUUCCGAAUAGUCCAUGAUGCAGGAUUUGGACCUUGGUACUUCAAGUUUAUCCUCUGCAGAUACACUUCGGUUUUAUUUUAUGCAAACAUGUAUACUUCCAUCGUGUUUCUUGGACUGAUAAGCAUUGAUCGCUAUCUCAAAGUGGUAAAGCCAUUUGGGGACUCUCGCAUGUACAGCCUCACCUUUACGAAGGUUUUAUCUAUUUGUGUUUGGGUGAUCACAGCUGUUUUGUCCUUGCCAAACAUCAUCCUAACAAAUGGUCAACUCACUAAAGACAAUAUUCACAAUUGCAUGAAACUGAAAAGUCCCCUGGGAGUCAAAUGGCACAAUGCAGUCAUUUAUGUCAACAGCUGCUUGUUUGUGGCUGUGCUGGUGAUCCUAAUCGGAUGUUACAUAGCCAUAUCCCGGUACAUCCAUAAAUCCAGCAGGCAGUUCAUAAGCCAGUCUAGUCGAAAGCGAAAACAUAACCAAAGCAUUCGGGUGGUCGUGGCUGUAUUUUUUACCUGCUUUCUACCCUAUCACCUGUGCAGAAUGCCUUUUACUUUUAGUCAUUUAGACAGACAGUUAGAUGAAUAUGCACACAAAAUCCUGUACUACUGCAAAGAAAUGACACUUUUCUUGUCUGCGUGCAAUGUGUGCUUGGAUCCAAUAAUUUACUUUUUCAUGUGUAGGUCAUUUUCAAGAAGGCUAUUCAAGAAGUCAAAUAUCAGAACAAGGAGCGAAAGCAUCAGAUCACUGCAAAGUGUCAGAAGAUCAGAAGUCCGCAUAUAUUAUGAUUAUACUGAUGUGUAGAAGCUAAAGACCACUGGGUCUUCUCUUGUUUGUUGAAGUCAAUAUGUACAAAGUGUAAAUAAAUGUUUCUUUUGAUUAGCCUU
This is a messenger RNA of Rhinolophus ferrumequinum (greater horseshoe bat), 1524 nucleotides long. It is a transcript of the gene GPR87, whose product is annotated as G protein-coupled receptor 87. Gene Ontology annotation, cellular component: membrane. Lineage: Eukaryota; Metazoa; Chordata; Mammalia; Chiroptera; Rhinolophidae. The coding region runs from base 365 to 1441 and encodes 358 amino acids. The record is from RefSeq and is a predicted model, not a curated record. The transcript is spliced from 3 exons. Gene Ontology annotation, molecular function: G protein-coupled purinergic nucleotide receptor activity. Gene Ontology annotation, biological process: G protein-coupled receptor signaling pathway.